AUGCCCACAGCUCCCCCUCCACCUCCUCUGGGUCGUUCUUCCUGUUCCACUAAUUCUACUAUCCCCUCUGGCAAGUCUGAACUCAAAUUUGCCAAACCCAAUAAAUUCAGUGGCAAAAAAGAGGAUGCCCUCAACUUCAUCAUUGCCUGUCAAGCUUAUAUAAGGACUCAAGGGGCCAAUCAAUCCAAUGAGGAAAAGGUUAUGAAUGUGUUUAGAGGAGAAACCAUACCACUACUGGAGAAUAUUGAUACCUUUUGGGCUGAAUUCACCAAGCACUAUGUGGACACUAAUUGCAACAAAAACUACCACCAGAAAUGGAAAAGUCUGCAACAGAAAUCCUCAGUCCAAGAGAGAAUUUUUGAACUCCAGCAGUACUCUGUUUCCCUUGGGUACAGUGAUGGGACACUUUGCAAUAAGUACUAUGAUGGCCUUAAAAGAGAAAUCAAGGAUAUCAUGCUCUCCACUAUGUUCCAAUGGCACCACACUACUGCUCAACAAGUCUAUGACAAGGCAGAGGAAAUUGAGAAUCAUAUUGAGUCAUCAUGUCUAUCCAAUCCCUCUGCCCCAGCCACCACUUUGCAAAUUCCUACUACUCCAACACCCACUUCCAAUCCCACUUGCACUUGUCUCAUUGUUGGAGACAACAUAUAUAUGAUUGAUCCCACUACUUGUUGUGCCAGGAAAGGCACCAUUACUUCUAUUGUUUGUACCACCACCAGCAACAUGCCAAAUGUUAGAUGGAAUGGGGAAUUCAAAGACACCCUAAGCCCCUUCCCAUCUCUGAAAAAAGACAAGUGCCCAACUGUUGCCACCACUUCCAAACCAAUCUUGGCCUCUGUCCCCAUUCCUUUGUCCAAUUCUAAAGGACAAGGGCCCAUGGGUCUUGAUGGCAAAGGAUUAGCAAGUAUUACUUGUCAUGGUGUAACAUUGUGGGAAAGGCCAAGAGAGGAAAAUCAAUUUGAAGUUGUUUCUGAUGAGGAGGAGUUGGGAAAAGGAAAAGCCAAGGCCAACUAA
Messenger RNA from Rhizoctonia solani, 1014 nucleotides. RefSeq lists its product as uncharacterized. The record is from RefSeq and is a predicted model, not a curated record. NCBI's taxonomy places the organism in Eukaryota, Fungi, Basidiomycota, Agaricomycetes, Cantharellales, Ceratobasidiaceae. Bases 1 to 1014 code for a protein of 337 amino acids. The transcript is spliced from 3 exons.